CAAUCAUUUGUUGUAAACAUUAUCACAGAAUCUCAAUAAAGACAAAAUAUUUCCAGACAAGUAUACAAAAUCCGUAACUUGUUGAAUAAGUCUAAAGUGUCUAUCUUAUUUCUUAUUCCGAACUCGUGUGUAACACACUGUUAUCUUUGUGUAACAUAACCAGUCGGUAAAAGAUUAACAAAUUGUUCUGAUUAUGCUCACCUAUUGUUCGAUCAAAAGCGCCUUUGUUAGAUACACUAUCAACAUUCUCUCCUUCCUUUUCCUCUCUUUUUUCCAUUUAAUUAGUUUUCGGCGGAGAAGAAAAUAAUGGUGACGGAAGUUACGGAGACGGAGCGCUGGUGCGUCGUCACCGGCGGCAGAGGAUUCGCCGCAAGACACCUCGUGGAGAUGCUCGCUACCAGACGUCCGCAUCGCCGAUCUAUCUCUGGCGUUACAGCUCGAUGCUCACGAGGAGACAGGACUUCUCGGCGAUGCAAUGCGAUCCGGUAGAGUUCAGCACGUCUCCGCUGAUCUCCGGAACAAAGCUCAAGUCAUCAAAGCGUUUGAAGGAGCACAAGUGGUGUUCCACAUGGCGGCUCCUGAUUCGUCCAUCAAUAGCUACCAGCUUCACUAUUCAGUUAAUGUUCAAGCACAAUGACUCGUAUUCAGCGACUAAAGCUGGAGGGGAAGCUUUGAUCUUAAAAGCGAAUGGAAGAAAUCGACUACUCACUUGUUCCAUACGUCCUAGCAGCAUAUUUGGUCCUGGUGAUAGAUUAUUGGUUCCCUCCCUUGUAGCUGCUGCCAGGGCUGGCAAAUCAAAGUUUAUUAUAGGUGAUGGAAGUAACCUCUAUGAUUUCACGUACGUUGAAAACGUUGUGCAUGCCCAUGUCUGUGCUGAGCGAGCGUUAGCAUCAGGAGGGGAAGUGUCUGCAAAAGCUGCAGGCCAGGCAUACUUCAUUACAAACAUGGAGCCAAUUAAGUUUUGGGAGUUUAUGUCACUGCUUCUUGAAGGACUUGGCUAUGAGAGGCCAAGUAUAAAGAUACCUGCUGUUGUGAUGAUGCCAAUAGCACAUCUUGUGGAACUUGCAUAUAAAUUACUUGGACCACAUGGGAUGAAAGUACCACAGCUAACACCUUCUAGAGUUAGGUUUAUCUCUUGUAGCAGAACUUUUGAUUCCUCAAAAGCAAAGGAUCUCUUAGGCUACGCUCCUCUUGUGCCACUUCAGGAAGGUAUAAAGAGGACAAUAGACUCAUUCUCACACUUGACGGCUCAAAACCAACCCGAAAAAGAGGUUCCUGAUACUGUUCAAUGGAAAAAGCGGACACUCAUUGCAAUAGUCAUUCUGAUUACUCUCUAUAUUAACUUUGUUGCAAGUACCGGUUACUCUGCUAUACCCAUUGCAAUUUUGGUAGCAUUAAUCUUUUGGAGAUUGUUCGGCAGUAAGAAGAGUGACUAAAGAAGAUGACUCCAUCGUCCCAAUAAACCCCAAAACAAUUGUGUAUUUUGGACUUGUUUUUAUUUUUACGGUUCAAAUCUGACUCCUUUGUAUAAACAUCCUUUGGGUGUAUGGAUGUUGAUUGGUUUUAGAGCUGCUUGUAUAUUUUUCUCCCCUUUGUAACUUGAUCUCUGUUACAG
Raphanus sativus (radish) is the source of this 1615-nucleotide messenger RNA. Its product is annotated as 3beta-hydroxysteroid-dehydrogenase/decarboxylase. NCBI's taxonomy places the organism in Eukaryota, Viridiplantae, Streptophyta, Magnoliopsida, Brassicales, Brassicaceae. The coding region runs from base 441 to 1436 and encodes 331 amino acids. Gene Ontology annotation, molecular function: 3-beta-hydroxy-Delta5-steroid dehydrogenase (NAD+) activity. The record is from RefSeq and is a predicted model, not a curated record. The transcript has 8 exons. Gene Ontology annotation, biological process: steroid biosynthetic process.